Parathielavia appendiculata is the source of this 1818-nucleotide messenger RNA. Its product is annotated as GMC oxidoreductase. Bases 1 to 1818 code for a protein of 605 amino acids. Gene Ontology annotation, biological process: secondary metabolite biosynthetic process. NCBI's taxonomy places the organism in Eukaryota, Fungi, Ascomycota, Sordariomycetes, Sordariales, Chaetomiaceae. The record is from RefSeq and is a predicted model, not a curated record. The transcript has 6 exons. Gene Ontology annotation, molecular function: flavin adenine dinucleotide binding; oxidoreductase activity, acting on CH-OH group of donors.
AUGGCUCGCCUCAUCUCAUUGCUUGUCGCAGUCCUGGCGCUUACCCCCUGCAUAUGUCUAGCGCAUUCUCGAGCGCUCCAGGCAUCAAGAGUUUUGCUUGACGGCCGCGAGGUAGAGAAAGAGUACGACUACAUCGUUGUCGGAGGUGGCACGGCCGGGCUGACCGUGGCUGACCGGCUGACCGAGAAUGGAAAAGCCACGGUGCUCGUAGUCGAAUACGGUCAACUUAGCAACUCCCCCUCAAUCACAACCGUCCAGGGAGGGUUUUCGGGCAUGUCGGAUACCCAGUUCCUGUACGACAUUCAGUCGGUCCCACAGAGCAACCUUCUGAACAGGACCAUCGCGGUUCUGGCGGGCAAGGUCGUCGGCGGCAGUUCUGCCGUGAACGCCAUGAUGACAGUCAGGGCGGCGGCGGCCGACUAUGAUGGUUGGGGAAGCUUCUUCGGUGAAGGAUCUCACUGGAGCUGGAAUCAGCUGCUCCCAUACUUCAAGCGGGCGCUCAACUUCGCGCCUCCCGACGAGGCCGUGACCAAGUUGGCAAAUAUCACGUACGACACUAACUUCUGGGGAGAUACUUCGAGUGUGUAUGCCGGGUGGCCGUCUUUCCAGUACCCAGGCACGACUGCGCAGAUGGAAGCCUUCAGGGGCAUGCCCGGGGCCCCUUUUGUCAAGGAUAGCGGAUCUGGCGAGCCGGGCCGGUCUUAUGCCAGGACUGGACACCACGAUAGGGCCAUCAGCAGGUGGAACUACCACUUGGUGACUGGUUCAAAGGUUACCAGGAUCGCCCUGAACGGUACCACAGCGACGGGGGUUGCCUUUGUACCAGUAAUCCUGGCGGCCGGCGGCAUCCACAGUCCGCAAGUGCUCCAGCUUAGCGGCAUUGGGCCGCGCAAGCUUCUCAGCUCGGCCAACAUCACCACUAUUGUCGACCUCCCUGGCGUGGGACAGAACUUCCAGGAUCAUCCCAUGAUUCAAGCGAGUUACACGUACAGGAGGUUCAAUUUCCGACCGUCCCCCAACGAUCUCUUCCUCAACGCCUCGUUCGCCGCCUGGAGCGAAGAAGUCUGGGCCUCCAACCGCACCGGGCCCAACUCGAUCGCAACCGGCAACGCAGCCGCCUGGCUCCCGUUCCCGGUCGUCUCGCCUCGCGCAGCCGACCUCUCCUCGGCCUUGGCCAGCCAAAAUAACACCCUCUACCUGCCCCCGGGCACCGAUCAGACCGUGGCGGCCGGCUACCGCGCCCAGAUGCUCCUGCACGCGGCCGCGCUCAACAGCAACCACACAGCCUUCUAUAACCUCGUCCUCACGGGCGGCCCGACCAACGGCAUCCUCGUCGACCUGCACCCGCUGAGCCGCAGGACCGUCGCCAUCGACACUGCCGACCCCUAUAACAGAGAGCCGCGCGUCGACUACCGCGCCCUGUCGAACCCGCUCGACGCGGCCAUCAUGGCCGACCUGGUGCGGUUCACGAGGCGCUAUCACUUGGAAAAUCCGCUGACGACGAGCUGGGCGGCAAUGGAAAUGGCUCCAGGGCUCGAGACGCAGACGGACGAGCAGUUUGCGGCGUAUCUUGCUGAGACGCUGAGCCCGAGCGAGUUCCACCCGGCCGGCACGUGCGCCAUGAUGCCGAGGGAGUUGGGCGGCGUGGUGGAUCAGCAAUUGAGGGUGUACGGCGUCGAGAGGCUGCGGGUGGUGGAUGCGAGCGUGUUUCCUACGCUGCCGGGCGGGAAUACCUGCCAGCCUGUGUACGCUGUGGCGGAAAAGGCUGCGGAUUUGAUUCGAUAUGGUGCGUCUAAAGGAGUGGAACAGCCAUGUUGA